Molecule: messenger RNA, 1508 nt
Organism: Adelges cooleyi (spruce gall adelgid)
Lineage: Eukaryota; Metazoa; Arthropoda; Insecta; Hemiptera; Adelgidae
Product: sodium channel modifier 1-like
Exons: 10
Coding region: 624-1268 (214 amino acids)
Biological process (GO): RNA splicing
Cellular component (GO): nucleus
Source: RefSeq, a predicted model, not a curated record
CUAUCGGUACAUUAUACUGUAAAGUGUAAACAAUAUACACUCAACUAAUACGGAUUACGGAAUAAGAAUCUUUCUUAAUCCUUAAGUGCAAAGUUUCUAAAUUACAUUGUAAAAUAUAAUAAUUAGUUGUGUUGCUGUUAAAGAAAUCAAUUUACAUGGCUGACGACUUGGACCUGUCCCUAAUUAAUAACUUUGAAGAGGAACUGGGUUCGGUAUUAAGGCAUUGCCGUAGCGCAUCUCGAAAACUGAAACAGUUAACGAGUAGCAAGGUUGAACUGAGUCUAAAGAAUCAACUAGAAGUGAAUUAUAAUGAAAAUAAUAUUGAUUUAAGCAUAAAAAAUAUUUUGGACGACGUCCAAAAUAUACGCAAAAAAAUUGAUACCAUUGAAUCUACAGUUGACUCUUCAGAUAAAACUUUAUUCAAUUUGAGUGAAACUGUAGAAGAGUUUGAAAGCAUUGUAAACACAGUGUUGAAAAAUAAAAACACUAUAUUUUCUCAUCGACAUUUUUUGUAAUCUACUUUUUAAACAAUUCAAGUCUCAAGUUAUAACGUAUUAAUAAAAAAAAAUUAACCUAAACAAUUUAUAUAUAUAUUUAUUAGUUAAGUUUUAAAUUAAUUAAAAAUGUCAUUCAAGCGUGAAUGUAAUGGCUCCGAUAGUGAUCUGCUCAAAACUCUCGGGUCUCAAAGGAUUAAAGAGCUGUUAGGAAUUCAAAUACCUGAAGGCGAAGCAAAAUUAUUAUCCAAUGGCAGAUUGACUUGUAUGAUUUGUAUUAAUAGACCAAUUUUUGAUACAAUCAACGUACUAUCAAUUCAUAGAAAGGGGAAAAAACAUUUGUUAGAACUCGGUAAAUAUCUGCAAAGAAAAGAAGAACUAGAUUUGAUAAAAACAAAAAGGCAACAAAAAGAGUACACUAAAUCAUUAGGUGUUACGGUAGAACAUGCAGGCCGUGGCGAAAGAAAGAAGAUGCUAGAUUUACCGGAAAGAGAUAUAUUGGAUAAGUCUGCUUCUUCUGUAGAAUCUGCAAUUGUUUCACGCUAUGUAGCCUCAAUGACAAAAAAGCCGUCCCUUAAAAGUGUUCUUAAUCGUGCAAAAAAGCAUCCUUACCAAUGCCUAACUUCAGUGUCUAUUGCUUCUACGAGCAGUUCUGGACUAGAGUCUAACUUCAUUGGCCCUAAAAAUAAACCAACUGAAAUUGGUUGGAUAAAAAAUAAUGAUGGAUCGUGGUCCAAAGAUCCAAGUGCAGAAUUUGAUUCCGACGAUGAUUGAUUUUCAAUCAAGAUACACUAUAGAAAAUUUCAUACCAAAACAAACAACAUCAAUUGCCGAAAAAUCGUCCAACUCGAAGUUGCCACUCAUGAUAAUUGGCUGUAUUCUGGACGUGAAACCUAGCAGAGAGUUUUCUAGACCGGAUAUCCUUUGUGAGAGUAGUAAACAAUUUAAUAAUAUGACUUGUAUAAUUUAAUUUGUAUUGCUAUUUUAAUAAUAAAGCUCGUAAUAAUAAUAAUA